AUGGAGCACAACCCCACCACCCACGAUGAGGUGGUCUCUCAGUUUUGUGCAAUGACAGGUACUCAGCCUGCAGAGGCACAAGAAUACCUGGCGGCUAGCGGGUGGGACAUCGAGGCAGCGGUAACAGAAUUCUUUGCAGAGCAAGACGAGGCCCUGCAAGGUGCGAACCCCGUGGGAAGCCAAUCCCUUGGAGGUGCCGAUUCAGCUGCGUCAGCAGGUCGAUCGUUGGGCGGCAGCGCUGCCCAGUCUGGGUCUACACCGCAACAAUCGUCCUCAUCACGCAAACCUGCCCCCCAGAAGAGAUUCGCGACACUUGGCGACUUUGCAUCCGGCGGCGGGGACUCGUCGGAAGACAGUGAUACAGAAAAUCAGGACCUUUUUGCUGGUGGUGAGAAGUCUGGAUUGGCCGUGCAAAACCCUGACGACGUUAAGAAAAAGAUCAUCGAGAAAGCCAAAAGAACUCAAAUGCCGUCCUCCGACGAGCCACAAACCAGACAAUCUCACUUUACUGGCUCGGCACGUACCCUAGGCGGCGAUGACACUCCUAGCCGAGUUAUUGAACCCCCGAGUGCGCCGCCUUCACUUCAGAGACCUCAGCGAGUACAACGAACUCUUCACUUUUGGGCCGAUGGAUUUUCGGUUGAUGAUGGAGACCUCUUCCGAUCAGACGAUCCACGCAACGCGGAAAUUCUAGACGGUAUCCGACAGGGACGCGCACCGCUUUCGAUCAUGAACGUACAGCCAGGCCAGGAGGUUGAUGUGGAGAUCAAGCAGCACGAGGAGAAAUAUGUCAAGCCCAAGCCCAAGUACAAGCCCUUCUCUGGAGCGGGUCAGCGACUUGGCAGCCCGACCCCUGGUAUACGCACUCACGCCCCAGCCGAGACUCCUGCCUCUAGCCAACCAAGCACGGAGCCGGCCAAGCCUGACGUUGAUGAGUCGCAACCGAUUGUGAUUUUGCAGAUUCGACUUGGCGACGGUACACGGCUCACUUCCCGAUUCAACACCUCGCAUACGAUUGGCGAUGUGUAUCAGUUCGUGUCCUCUUCCAGCCCGUCCAGUCAGGCACGCUCUUGGGUCUUGAUGACCACGUUCCCGAACAAGGAGCUCACUGACAAGGCUGCGGCUCUGGGCGAUCUCCCUGAAUUCAAGCGAGGUGGCGUGGUCGUCCAAAAAUGGCAAUAG
Molecule: messenger RNA, 1182 nt
Organism: Aspergillus clavatus NRRL 1
Lineage: Eukaryota; Fungi; Ascomycota; Eurotiomycetes; Eurotiales; Aspergillaceae
Product: protein phosphatase regulator SHP1
Exons: 3
Coding region: 1-1182 (393 amino acids)
Biological process (GO): membrane fusion; nuclear membrane reassembly; Golgi organization
Cellular component (GO): nucleus; cytosol
Molecular function (GO): ubiquitin binding
Source: RefSeq, a predicted model, not a curated record